UUGACUUGAACAGAUUACAGUACAUGAAGAGACAGAGAUCAACAGUGAAUUGCGUUUGUUUGGCAAAUAUAUUAAGACAUCUCGACUAUUGUGUGUGUAUUCAGGAGCAGUAUUACACGUUUCAUUAUAAAGGAUUAAUGUGCCUCACAGCUUUUAUGUAAAUGUGUAGUAGGGAGGCGCUGCAUACGGGAUACUACUCGUACUGAGAUCUUGUGUUCAAACUCAGAUAUGUGAAAGAAGGAAACGUCUUCUGUUACUGUGACGGAUCGACUGAAGACGGACAGAUAACGAAAGACCAAUGCAAGAAUGGCUCUACAUAAUACAACAUCCCCAAUAUUUAAUAAACCAGUGACAAACGAAUCUUGCGCCUCAAUCGAUGACUUCCGAAACCAAGUCUAUUCCACAGUGUACUCUAUCAUCACCAUCUUUGGGUUGAUGGGCAAUGGAUUUGCACUGUAUGUGCUCCUUCGUACCUACCGCCAGACCUCAGCCUUCCAGAUCUACAUGCUCAACUUGGCUGUGUCAGACCUGCUAUGCGUCAGCACACUGCCCCUGAGGGUGCUCUACUAUGUCAACAAAGGGCAGUGGAACCUGGGUGAUUUUCUCUGCAGGCUGAGUUCUUAUGCUCUUUACGUGAACCUUUACUGCAGUGUUUUCUUUAUGAUGGCCAUGAGUUUUACUCGCUUUCUGGCCAUCGUGUUCCCGGUGCAGAACCUGAGGCUAGCCACAGAGAAAAAGGCAUGGAUAGUUUGCAUGUGCAUUUGGGUCUUCAUUUGCUCCACCAGUUCACCCUUUCUCCUCUCCGGUGAGCAUACAGAUCCAAAGACUAACAAAACCAAGUGUUUUGAACCACCAGAAAGGGCAGGAAGCCUAAACAAGCUAAUCAUACUGAAUUACUUUUCUCUGGUUGUGGGUUUUAUUAUUCCCUUUUUGGUUAUCUUGUUGUGCUACGCCGGUAUCUUGCGCACUUUACUUCGAAGCACUAAUGGUGCAAAUAAACAGCGUUGCACACGCAACAAGGCCAUUCGAAUGAUUAUUGUGGUGAUGUUGGCUUUCCUGGUCAGUUUUAUGCCUUAUCACAUUCAACGCACACUGCACCUGCACUUUAAAAGUCGCAAAGAUACCACCUGCACAGAGGUUAUCUAUAUGCAGAAGUCUGUGGUGAUCACUCUCUGCCUAGCCGCUGCUAACUCGUGCUUUGACCCGAUGCUGUAUUUUUUCUCUGGAGAGAACUUUAGACACCGUCUGUCUACCUUCCGUAGGAUCUCUGUAAAUGUUGGUGGUACCCACCACAGCCGCCACGCUCUCCGAAGCUCCCUGCCUGUGGAGGAGAGUGAACUGCAGGGCUGUAAUGGCUCGAGCAAACAUGGGUAGGCAAAUAAAAAUGAUGAUUAGUUUAGUGAAGAAGUUGAUUUAAAAGAACUUGUACUAUAUGGGUGAAUGUCAAAAAGCGGUCAAGAAGUGUCCAGGUAACAUUUCACCCACAAACCAAAACCAAAACAAUACAAAGACAAUGUACUCUACUAAAGCAUUAUUUAAUUAUUUCCAGUAAAAUUAAUGAGAAUGAGACUCAGUAUUUUGCAUUUCAGUAAUUAAAAAAAUCUUAAGGGUCCUAAUAUUAUACUCCUUCAUGCAAAAUACAAUAUGUUUGUGAUGCAAUGUGACCUUUUUGUGAAAUUCACCCACAUGUCACCGGGAUGUACUUGAAACAUAAACAACGAGAUAAAAGAGGAGAGAUUCUACUUUCAGAAGUUGUUUUAUUAUUAUUAUUAUUAUAAUUUACAGAUUUCUGUGUAUUUGUUAACAAAAGUACAGACUGAAAGACUGUUCUGUAUAUCUUGCAUAACUUGGGUUACAAACAAUAAAAUAUAUACAGUUUGAUGUAACACUCAACACAUUAUUAAAAAUUUCAUAUUGUCUAUAUUUGUCAUAUAUUAUUCAUUUUCAUUCAUAUAUUUGACAGAAGGUGUUCCUAAAUUAAUAAUGAAUGUAUAAAAAACUUAUAAGUACCAUUACUUACUGUGAAACAGGAUCCAUUCUACUGUAGUACAAUAUUUAUUCAGUACAAUAUAUUCUUAUGUCACUCUUAUGAGUCUGUCAGAAGUGACAAAACAAAUGAUAUGCAGAGUGACAAUAUAAUGAUCUGCUUGUAGCUAUAUUCAGUGCAACAUGCAAAGUGUAUAACAUCCUGCUUAAGAACUCAGUGAUAGUAAAUUAACACAACUGUAUUAAUUCAAUAAUUUUAAUACUGUUUAUUUGUACAUUGGUUGCAUUUUGAGACCUAUCGAUGUAAAUGCACUUGUUGAAAUUACGGUCUAAUGACUGACCAUUGAAAAUGGAGUUACAAAACUGCUUGUCAUAUAGUGACCAUAUACUAACAGUAGAGUGGUUUUGUAUUAUGUGGUUUACUUAUAAAGACAUUUUAUUUCUGCUUCUAGAAAUAACAGAUUUCUUACAAUACAAGAACAUUUUGUAAAUAAAGUGUCUAGUUAUUUUCUGUACUGACACUUUGGUAUCUCUCACUAACUAAAAAUGACUAGUAAGGCAACUUAACAUCAGUGUUUUUGCUCUUAUUUUAUUGUUGGAGACCAAUUGCAUAUACAAGGCACAAAUAUACUGAACAUAAGUGAGAUUAAAUAAAAUAUGGUAAUUUAUGCUGUAAAUAAUUUAUGGAAUGUAUUGAAUUCGUAUUUGUA
This is a messenger RNA of Xyrauchen texanus (razorback sucker), 2696 nucleotides long. It is a transcript of the gene cysltr1, whose product is annotated as cysteinyl leukotriene receptor 1. Lineage: Eukaryota; Metazoa; Chordata; Actinopteri; Cypriniformes; Catostomidae. The record is from RefSeq and is a predicted model, not a curated record. Gene Ontology annotation, cellular component: plasma membrane. The coding region runs from base 307 to 1374 and encodes 355 amino acids. Gene Ontology annotation, molecular function: leukotriene receptor activity. Gene Ontology annotation, biological process: G protein-coupled receptor signaling pathway. The transcript has 2 exons.